Molecule: messenger RNA, 759 nt
Organism: Saprolegnia parasitica CBS 223.65
Lineage: Eukaryota; Oomycota; Saprolegniomycetes; Saprolegniales; Saprolegniaceae
Exons: 2
Coding region: 1-759 (252 amino acids)
Source: RefSeq, a predicted model, not a curated record
AUGCACCGAGUACGCAAGACCAAGAACCUCGUCUUCUUCCAGUACCCGGUGUUGCGAGCUCUCUUCAGUUUUGAUUUUGGGACGGGACGCCUCUCGCUACUGCAUUUCCAACCGCGCGAUUACGACGAGAUUUCGGCCUGGGGCGAGGCCAACGGGAGCAUCAUGCAAGACUACUCAUUGACCGCCACCCUCCUCACCGCAGUCGCGCCAUGUAUUGUCGACCUUUCGUUGUCGCUUUUCUACAACAAGGAUGACGUUGUCCAGUGGAUCAACUCGGUGUUUGAGCAACUACACUCGGACAUCUCCGACGAUUUGUACGGAGACGAUGCCACGGCAUUACAUCUACGGACGCGGUAUCUUUUCGACGCCGAUUCGCGCGAGCUCCAUAGCCGGCUCUCGGCCGAAUACCGACGACAAUUGGCGACCGUGAUGGCGUCAUUCCUAUCGCUCGGCGGGCAAGCCACGGGAACUGGGGCAGUCGCGCCGAAACCUGGUACACCCGGAGCAAAAAACAAGGGCGGUAACGCUCCAGUGUCAACGGCGGGUCUGGCGCCCAAAAAGGACGGCGUCCCUUUGUGCCUCAAAUACGUCUCGAACCAGCACUGCACAGGGAAGAACACGUGCAAGAAACCGCGUUAUGGUAUCACGCGCGCGCAUUUCUCGCCAACGGAGGCCUUGAAGCCGGACCUCAUCGCGUACAUCAAGAAGUCGCUCGGUGGUUUCAGCCUUAAGUUUGAGCAUCUGGAGACGUCGACCUGA